CCCAUUCGUCUCUGUCCCUCCCAUUCGACAUUUCGCCCUUCUUCCACAUCAAAGGUUGUAUUAAGAAGAAUUAGGUACUGAGCUGAAAUUGUUGGUGAACUAUAUAGAAGGAGGAAAAAGAUGGACAGUUGGGAGGAUGAAGAGGCUAUUCCAGACGUUCUAAACCAGGUGCAAGUCAAGAAGAGUCAAUGGGAUGAUGAGGAUGUAGAUGAAAAUGACAUAAAAAAUUCAUGGGAAACUGAUGAUGAAGAUUCUACUCCGGUAGUGUUGAUUACCAUUAUAUUAUAAACAAUUACAGUAUAUUGUAAAUGUACUACCUCAGUGGCUCUCUCCCCUAUAAAAAGAGUCAUGUUCAAGCUAGACUUGACUUUUGAAUUUUGUCCAGGUUCAAUCUAUAGUUCUAAAACAUUAACUCAAUCUAUAAAACACUAAUGCAAUCUAUAGUUUUAAAAUUUCUCUCUUUUACUAAAUUUAUCAUGUGCAACUUGUCCAGCUGUAUGUGACUCAGAUUUUUUUGCAAAUGACAUGAAAAUUAAACUCUUACUCCCUCCAAUCAUAUCUAUAGGGGUGUUUCUAGAAGGAUUACUUGGUCCUCUUUAUAUGGAAUUUUGAAGCUUUUGAGGUGUGUAGAAAACUUCCUUUCCAAAACAUUCCUAUUAUUAAAAAUUUUGGUGCCAUGUUUUCAUAUUUUCCUAAUUUCCUUGCUUUUAUAGGGGUAAAAUGGGAAAACAUAUAAAUUUAUGUUAAACUUUACCUUUUUACAAUUUUUCAUAGAAAUCCCUUAUAAAUAGGACCAUAUAGAGUCAUGGAGAAUUUGAUCAAGGCAUAAAGUAUGACUCUUUAUUGGUCACAAUGUUUGCGGGCAAAGAAGUGUUCGAAAGGUUAUUUAGUAUUUGCAGUUUAAGAUAAUGUUGGUCUCUUGUGAUGAUGUGAUGUAAUCAGGCACCUGUGGCCCCUACCGAAAAGACUUCAAAGAAACCUGUUUCUAAAGCAGCUGAAAAGAAAGUGAAAGCAGUUAAAAUUGAAAAGGAGGAGCCUAUAGAUCCAGUAGCUGAAAAACUACGCCAGCAAAGGCUAGUGGAAGAAGCAGAUUAUAAGUCGACAACAGAAUUGUUUGCUAAGAAAGGUGAUGAGAAGACCAUUGAAAAUUUCAUCCCCAAAAGUGAAAGUGACUUUGUAGAAUAUGCAGAGCUCAUUUCUCAUAAGUUGCGUCCUUACGAGAAAAGCUACUUCUACCUUGGGUUACUCAAGGAUGUAAUGAGACUUGCAAUGACCUCAUUGAAAGGGCAAGAUGCAAAAGAAGUGGCCUCUUCAGUUACUGCAGUUGCAAAUGAAAAAAUCAAAGCUGAAAAAGAGGCCAAUGCUGGCAAAAAGAAGACAGGUGGAAAGAAGAAGCAGCUGCUUAUUGACAAGGAAGAUGAUGAUGCUGUGGUGAAUGCAUAUGAUGGUUAUGAUGACUAUGAUUUCAUGUGAUAGCCUUUGCAAGCCAAACUAAACUAAACCAUAAAUAUAAAGGGCUAUCACAUACAAAUCUGCUUUGUUUCCCAGACUCUUCUUAGGGAUUGAUGAUCCGGCGGCUUGUGCUCCGAAAUUCUUGAGGUGAUGGAGGGCUUAUUGGUUUCCAUCAAAUAAAAGAUUGUUGAAAUUUCUCUUGUUUUUUCCUCUUUUUUUUUUUAAAAAAUGUUUUUGUAUUUUUCUUUUGCUUCUCUGUUUGGUGAAUCUUUGUUCCUCUCCUCCUGUAUGAUGACUGUAAGAUAUUUGUCUCAGGUUUUGAAUCUACAUUUUGCUUGAUGAGUUGCCAUUAAAGAAAUGCUUUGCAACACAUCUUUUUUUUUUCUUCUCUUUUGUGACCAUAUAUGGGCCAUGCUAUUUUUUGUAACAGAUGGGAUUUUUUUUUUGGUAUCACAUUCUUUUGGUAAUGGAAAUUGGUAUCACUUUCUUUUGGUAGCCCUGCCUAGAUGUCACAGAAUAAAAGUUGGUCAUGAUG
This is a messenger RNA of Cuscuta campestris, 1987 nucleotides long. NCBI's taxonomy places the organism in Eukaryota, Viridiplantae, Streptophyta, Magnoliopsida, Solanales, Convolvulaceae. The record is from the annotation of a GenBank genome assembly.